ACGAAAGUCAUUCUAGCGUUGACAUAGAUUUGAUCGGCAUACAAGUUUUGAUUUUCAUCUAAUCAGACGGUAGAAUUUGAGAAACCACUCAUAUCCUGCUUUGUUACAACUUUUCCGGCGACCUUUUCUUGUAUUUCAGAUCAUGAGUGGAAGUGAAUGGGGACGCUUGGAUUUGCUCAAAACUGGUGUAAGCAUAAAGGAAACACAAACGUUAUACCAAAAAUGGGCUUGCAGUUAUAAUAAGGACUGUGAACUAUUAGGUUAUAGUGGACCGGCAAGAGUUGCACAAAGGGUUGCCGAUUUAUUUCCGGUGGAUGUACGAGACAAUGUUAAUAUUCUUGAUGUUGGGGCAGGCACGGGCCUAGUUGCUGUUGAGUUGAAGAAAUUGGGAUUCAAGAAUUUAGAUGCCCUUGAACCAAGUGAACCAAUGUUGUUAGAAGCAAAGAAAGAUAAUCUUUACAAUAACUAUUAUCAGGAAUUUCUGACAGAAUCACCGACAACAUUGUCUGGUGAUACAUAUGACGUCAUAACCGGAAGUGGUAUUUAUGGAGAGGGCGCUCACGUUCCAUGCAAGGCUUUGUACGAGAUGAUAAGGCUGGUUAAACCAGGUGGAUAUAUUAUUCUAGCAGCACGUCAUGAAGUUGUUAAAAUUUAAACGAGAUCUAAA
Ruditapes philippinarum (Manila clam) is the source of this 667-nucleotide messenger RNA. RefSeq lists its product as uncharacterized. The transcript has 6 exons. Bases 143 to 655 code for a protein of 170 amino acids. NCBI's taxonomy places the organism in Eukaryota, Metazoa, Mollusca, Bivalvia, Venerida, Veneridae. The record is from RefSeq and is a predicted model, not a curated record.